CCUAUCUUCCAUUCACCCGUUCCCAUCUUCAAAGCGUCCAAGCCUCUCUCCAACAGACCAAAAUAACUGCACGCUAGCACAAGCAAAGCAACACAAAAGCCUUGUUAUUUUUCCAACCUCAUUAACAUCUGAUCACUUCUAAGUUUCUUUUCCCAGAAGGCUUGCUAUUUGUAACCCAAAUCCAUCUUCUCCCAUGAAAACCCAUACCAUAAAUCUCAACAAAUCUGCGGAUGAUCUUCAGCUUGAUGAUGAAGAACUUCAUAGGUGGCCAACUUAUUCUGAGGCCUUGGCAGAAAUCAAAGCCAUAGGGAAGAUCUCAGGCCCAACAACCAUCACCGGUCUACUUCUAUAUUCAAGAGCGAUGAUCUCCAUGCUUUUUCUGGGGUAUCUUGGAGAGCUUGAGCUCGCCGGAGGAUCUCUCUCUAUCGGCUUCGCCAACAUCACCGGCUACUCUGUGAUCUCCGGUUUGGCCAUGGGAAUGGAACCCAUCUGUGGACAAGCUUAUGGUGCCAAACAAUGGAAGCUUCUUGGAUUAACUGUGCAAAGGACAAUCCUUCUCCUUCUCUCGACCUCCGUUCCCAUCUCUUUCAUGUGGCUAAACAUGAAAAGAAUCCUCUUGUGGUGUGGCCAAGACGAAGAAAUAUCAUCCGUUGCCCAUACUUUCAUUCUCUUCUCCAUUCCAGACCUCUUCUUCCUUUCGCUUCUUCACCCUCUUCGAAUCUAUCUGAGAACCCAAAGCAUCACAUUACCUUUAACUUACUGUUCAGCCAUCUCUGUUCUCCUUCACGUUCCAAUAAAUUUCCUUCUCGUCUUCCAUUUCAAGAUGGGUAUUGCUGGGGUUGCCAUAGCAAUGGUCUGGACUAAUCUCAAUCUCUUCCUCUUGAUUUCUUCGUUCGUUUAUUUCUCCGGCGUGUACAGAGAUUCGUGGGUGUCUCCAAGCAUGGAUUGCCUCCGGGGCUGGACCUCUCUGCUCGCGCUGGCGAUUCCAACUUGCAUCUCCGUGUGCCUUGAAUGGUGGUGGUACGAGUUCAUGAUAAUGCUGUGUGGACUUCUAGCCAAUCCGAAAGCAACCAUUGCAUCCAUGGGAAUCCUAAUCCAAACGACUUCUCUUGUCUACGUCUUUCCUUCAUCUCUCAGUCUUGGAGUUUCCACAAGAGUUGGGAACGAACUAGGCGCAAACCGCCCAGCAAAAGCCCGAAUUUCCAUGAUUGUCUCUCUAGUUUGUGCAGUCGGUUUAGGCAUUGCAGCCAUGUUUUUCACAACCUUAAUGAGGCAUCAAUGGGGUCGGUUCUUCACAAGCGAUGCUGAAAUCCUAGAGCUCACUUCAAUUGCAUUGCCACUCGCGGGGCUAUGCGAGCUUGGAAAUUGCCCACAAACCACUGGCUGUGGAGUUUUGAGAGGCAGCGCAAGGCCAACCAUUGGAGCAAACAUCAAUCUGGGGUCAUUUUAUGCAGUGGGAAUGCCUGUGGCAAUCUUUUUGGGAUUUGUAGCCAAAAUGGGGUUUCCGGGUCUCUGGUUUGGUUUGCUUGCAGCGCAGGUCUCCUGCGCCCUGCUCAUGCUGCAUGUCCUCCGCAAAACAGAUUGGAUGGUUCAGGUAGAAAGAGCAAAAGAACUCACACAAACUUGUGCCAUGUCUUCAGCAGCUUCUUCUUUGCCAAUAUCAUCAGCAACAGUACCGGAAUCAAACUGUCCUAAGAAAUCAAAGAUCGAAGCUGCUAAUCUUGAAGAGAUAUUAUGGGUUAACAGUGAUGAGCUUGGGAAGUCAACCUCACUUGAAACAGACCCUCUCAUCAUAUCAUCUACUACUACUACUACUACACAUACAGUACUGCAUUGACGUGAUUUUUGUCUCCCCAUUUUUACCCCCACAUCCCCCCAUUGAGGAGCUGACAUGAAAAACACUAAUUAUUAGGGUUCCAAUGCCUCCUGUACUUAAGAAAGAUUGGAACUCUUUCUUUAAUUUGAUUUUCUUUUCCAAAGUUGUUGUGGAUCUUAAUAAAUUAAUAUUAAU
Juglans regia (Persian walnut) is the source of this 2011-nucleotide messenger RNA. RefSeq names its product protein DETOXIFICATION 48-like. The transcript is spliced from 2 exons. NCBI's taxonomy places the organism in Eukaryota, Viridiplantae, Streptophyta, Magnoliopsida, Fagales, Juglandaceae. Bases 194 to 1837 code for a protein of 547 amino acids. The record is from RefSeq and is a predicted model, not a curated record. Gene Ontology annotation, molecular function: xenobiotic transmembrane transporter activity; antiporter activity. Gene Ontology annotation, cellular component: membrane. Gene Ontology annotation, biological process: xenobiotic detoxification by transmembrane export across the plasma membrane.